Gallus gallus (chicken) is the source of this 8966-nucleotide messenger RNA. RefSeq names its product transmembrane protein 151B (gene TMEM151B). NCBI's taxonomy places the organism in Eukaryota, Metazoa, Chordata, Aves, Galliformes, Phasianidae. Bases 80 to 1606 code for a protein of 508 amino acids. The record is from RefSeq and is a predicted model, not a curated record. The transcript is spliced from 2 exons.
AGCGCCCGGCGGCGGGCGGGAUAAUGCGGCUGCGGGCCGGAGCCGGAGGCGACGCCAGCGGGGAGCCCCCGCCGCCGCCAUGUCCCCCCCGGCCUCGGCGGCCGCGGCCAGCGAGGGAGGCAGCAGCACGUCGGUGCCGCCGGAGGAGGCGGAGGGGGUCCGAGAGGAGCAGCGGCCAGUGAAGCAGUCUCUCAGCAAGUCGCUGUGCCGAGAGUCCCACUGGAAAUGCCUGCUGCUGUCGCUGCUGAUGUACGGCUGCAUGGGAGCCAUGACGUGGUGCCACGUCACCAAGGUGACUCGGCUGACCUUUGACAGCGCCUACAAGGGCAAGUCCAUGAUGUACCACGACAGCCCGUGUUCCAAUGGCUACGUAUACAUCCCUCUGGCCUUCCUGGUGAUGCUCUACGUGGUAUACUUGGUGGAGUGCUGGCACUGCUACACCCGCAACGAGCUGCAGUACAAAGUGGAUGUGGAAAGCGUGCAUGAGCGAGUGCAGCGGAUGCAGCAGGCGACCCCGUGCAUCUGGUGGAAGGCCAUCAGCUACCACUAUGUCCGGAGGACCCGACAGGUGACCCGCUAUCGUAAUGGGGAUGCCUACACCACCACCCAAGUGUAUCACGAGCGGGUCAACACCCAUGUGGCAGAGGCCGAGUUUGAUUAUUCCAACUGUGGAGUUAAGGACAUCUCCAAGGACCUCAUUGACUUGGAGAGCUACCCAGCCACACGGCUCCGCUUCACCAAGUGUUUCAGCUUUGCCAACGUGGAGUCGGAGAACUCCUACCUGACCCAGCGGGCCCGCUUCUUCACCGAGAACGAGGGCCUGGAUGACUACAUGGAGGCCAGGGAGGGGAUGCACCUCAAAAACGUGGACUUCAAGGAAUACAUGGUGGCCUUUUCCGACCCAGACAACCUGCCUUGGUACGUAUCCCACUAUGUUUUCUGGGUGGCUGCUCUGCUGACCCUAUCCUGGCCCCUGCGGGUGCUAAACGAGUACCGCACGUCCUACGUCCAUUACCACGUGGAGAAACUCUUUGGGUUUGACUACGUGGCGGUGACACCGGCUGAGGAGCGCUCCUUCUGCCGGAGGAUGCCCCGCGUCAACACGGUGGACAGCACCGAGCUGGAGUGGCACAUCCGAUCCAACCAGCAGCUGGUGCCCAGCUACUCGGAAGCCGUCCUGAUGGACUUGGUGGGGCUGUCCGGCUGCACCAGCUACUCCGCGUGCCGCUAUGGAGGCUACCGGCAGAACUGCGAGCGGUGCCACAGGACUAUAAGCAGCUCUUCCAUCUUCUCCCGCAGCGCCCUGAGCAUCUGCAACGGCAGCCCCCGCAUUCCCUUCAGCAGCAGCCGCUUCUCGCUGGGCCGCCUGUACGGCUCGCGGCGCAGCUGCCUCUGGCAGAGCCGGAGUGGGAGCCUGAAUGAGCAGAGCUGCCCCACGGAGCAGACCCGCCUCUCCAGCCAAGUGACGGUGGAGGAGGAAGACCCCCCUCCUUAUCAGGACGCCCUCUACUUCCCCAUCCUCAUUGUGCACCGCAACGAAGGCUGCCUGAACCACGACCACCGUCACCUCCACCGCAACGGGUCCUGCGUGGAGACCUCACUGUGAAGGUGGAGGGCAGUGGGAUCUCAUUGCCGAUGGCCUGGCCCGAGCCAGUGCGGGGUUUGAGAGAGGAGCACUGGGGAGGGAGGUGGCCCAGGAGGAUGAGGUGGGACGGAGCAGUGGCUCUGACCUCCUGGAGGGAGUGAUGGCACUCCCCCGACCCGGCACAGAACUCUAGAUCAACCACCACAUGCAAAAAAAACAAAAAAAUCAUCCUAAAGCCCUAAUUCACAGCAUCAAGAUCCAGAGCGGGGAAGGAAAAGACAGGCUUGGUGCAGGGAGGGGGUGCUGCAGUGGGUGCUCCAUCCCCAGGCUGGCAUGUGCUCGGAGGAAGCAGCAACCAGCAGACAGACCCUGCUGCACCUCACCGCCCUCCUAACUCUGCUGCAGCCAGACCCUGGCGGGGUGGAGGCAGCAGCAUUGCCCACCCGUGUCUGAAGGCCCAGGGCACCCAGGCACUGGCACUGACCGACAGCUUAGAGAGAAGGCUGAGCAUCACAAAUCCAGCUUCCCCUGCCCCCCCUGGCUGUAUCCCACCCUCCCCGUUUAUUUUUUAGACCGUGCUCCGACUGUUACAUGCUCUCACUGGGAAAGGCAUCACCUCUGGAGGACCCCAGGCACAGCUCCUUAGGAAGCUUUGGCACUCUGAGGGUCCGCGUCCCCUGGGUAUAGGACUGUCUGUUUGGGAUGGCCGCGGACAGGCAGUCCUGGGUGCCUCCAGGUGGAACGGAGUGCGGCAACGCUGAUCUGCUGACUGGAGGAGGGCUCAGCUGGAAGGAGAGCGAGAGGUCUCUGGUGAGCUGGGGAAGGGGAAGGGAUGGCACUGGGACAGCAGCGUGUGGAUGUCGAGUUGGCGUGUCCAUUGGUGGAGGUCCUUUCCUACCCCAGUAGUUUCAGACAAGCAUCGAGGAAGGCCCUGGUCGGUUCAGCUGCAGUUCAGCUAUUGAUAGUAGACCAGCAGGGUGGUGCAUGUCUGCAGGAGGGAAUUUUGCACAGAAUCAGGCUGGUUUCUGGCUGCAUACCAAGCUGCAGUCUUCUGGCAUCAUGGUUUUGGCAGGGAGCACUAAGGGGCAGGGGAGGGAGAUAUGCAAAAACACACUGGAGCAUUGGGAACCCCAGGCUGGGGACGUGGGGAGCAAAGACGGCCCUGCUCCUCAGGUUCACCACGCUUCCCUCAUCCACCAGAGCAGGUGGUGGCCAAGAGCAACAUGUUGUGGGUCGCAAGAGCAAGUCCAUUAGCUCGUGGUCAUUCAGACAUUCGCACUGUCAGAAGUGCAAGGUGUAGUAGUAAACCAGCGAGGCAUUAACAAAAGGUCUGUUUUUGCAGUCAUGCUGCAUUGCUUUGCCUACAGGUCUUGGGUGCAGAUACCUUGUUCCACCAGAUCAGCCCAUGUUAGGGAAUCGUCUCCAGUGAAUUAGGUUUGAAAUUAGACCUAUUGCAGGAUCCUUCUCUAACAAGCGUCACAUCUCUGUAGGAUACACAGACAAGCCUUGAGAGGUCACAUCCUUGGGAUCCGUAAGGCUUUGCCCCAGAGCAGUUCCUUCUGCUGUUUGUGCCUGCGUGCCCUGGACAGUAUCUCUUGCACUUCAAGUCAGUUUGUCCUCCUGGGUCUCAAGGGCUAGGCUCCAAACAACAGUGGUUUGAACAGAAAAUCCCUUAAAAUCUUACUCUGUUAUGCCUCUGUAACCUACCCUUAUUUUAACUACCAGACAUGGAUGUCUGAAAUAAGAGGGCCUCUAUGAGAACCUGGAAGCACAGGCUCUCUGGUAUGGGCACAUCCUCCUCUGCUUUUUGUUCCUGGUAUUACUGGCACAAAUUCAGACUGGGUGGAAGUGGAUAUAGCCCCACUGGCUGCCCUGGGGUUUCCAUGCUCAUUGAUUGCCCUUGGCUCUCUAGGUGCUUGUGCUUCUUUCUUCAAGGGCAUAAUGCAAGCCCAGGCCAGUGCUGAGAGUCUUCAUGGUGUGUAUGGGUUUUUAUGUCCUGGUGAAUCAGGAGACAUUCAAUCAGUGGAGCUGCACUGGAUCUCUAGUGAGGAAUCUGUGUCCCUUCCAACAUAAUCUCUUUGAAAUCUCCUACACAUUGCUUAAAUCAGGCUGCAGUAUCUCUAGCCUCCAAGGUGUCUUGGACAGAUGGAUUCAGCCAAGGUUUGGCAGGCAUUUUAGUUCCCUAGGGCACAGAAAGUCCUCCAAAGAGGGACUGUGCCCUGUCCUUUAGAGUUCUGCUGGUCCCUGGCUCUCUUUGGGCUUCUUCGUGAGGUUUCUCCAGGAGCAGACUGCCCCACACUCUAGAAAGCUUUGAUGUUUUCAAUAUGCCAUUGACCCCCUGCAGCUUUCCAUGGGCCAGGAAUCAGACUCAGGUUGCACUUGCCAGCAGUUUUCCUCUCACACCAGGACAGAGGAGGUGGGAGCGCUGCCAGCUCCUUGUCCUGGCACUUCCCAUCGCUGACGUUUCCCUAGAAGAGUGCUCUUCUACCCUGUCACAAGGCUGGAAAAUGUAUUUGCACUGUUUGGUGUUUCUUUUUGCUGCCAGUGUAGCUGCCAGAAGCUCUCCAGCUUUCAUGAACGAAAGAAAGAGAGAAUGAGCGUGCGAGGGGCUCUGGGUUAGCUGACCUCUAAGGCACAUCACCACCCAUUUAUCUGUCUUUCAGCACACACUAGAAAUGACUCAGAUAGCGCCCAGCACACCCCUGCCCUCCUUGUUGUCUUUCUCCACUCAUGCUUGAGAGGCUCCAAUGCUGUUUGUGGAUGCCUGUGUGGAGGAUACUACAGGAUGAGGUUUAGUAAGAGGAAAUUUAAGAAAGUUAGGUAGCAUGUGAUGGCAGUAAAUCAUUGCCUGCCAAUUAGCUUGUGGAAAGAAUAAUACCUUUUAAGCUUUCCUUCCAGCCUUUCUGAUUAUGGCUUCGGUGCUGCUGUCUAAUUUCACCAGGAUGCUGCCUUACUUCCAGCAGGGCAGAACCUUGCUGCAGUGUGCUCCUAAUCUGCUGCAGCAUCUGUAGGGUGCAUUUCUGAGACAUGGCAAUAUCACUGAGAAGUCGAGCUACCAAAGAACUGUAAUUCUCAACUUGUGGUAUGGGCUUCUAACCACGUUUCAUGUAUGUGCAGUGGUUACAAUGAGGUCUGUGUGAAUGUGAAGAUGGGUCUCUGUGAGAAUGAUCUGGAUCCGUAUUGUCACAGAAAUGUGUUAUGGUUUAGGCGUUAGCUCUGUUUGGUAACAUUGCCUCCUGCAUUGCAUGUGGGCCUAUAAUUUCCAUUGAGCCAGGUGUACCUGGGGACCGAAGGCUGUAUCAUAGGGCCUGGGAGCUCAUUAGAGACGUAGGGCUGAGCCCACUCAGGGUUCUUGUUUCCAUGGGCAUUCUGGAAAAAUGAGAAAGGCGUUUAGUCGCAUCUCAGAUAGACAUAAAUAGGCUGCGUUCAUUCCUAGUGUAACUUUCUUGAAGCCCGUGGUGCUAUGCCAGUGUGAGCGUGGCUUAGCAACUCUUCAGAGUGAUCUGUCCUUGAAUCCAGACAAACCGAUCUGUUGCAGAGUUGCUUUGGUGCAUAGAGCUCACACUGGGACUUGGCCAACAUGAAUGAAUGUUGAAUUUCUACAGUCUUUUCAAGCAAUGGGUUGAAUUGUUCUGCUUUGCUGCCUCCAUCACAGCUGCUCCAUGAAGGGAAACAUUACACUCGUGGUUGUGAUCUUGUUUACUCCCUCAAAAGCCAGCUAAUGAGCAAAUUGACCUUCGCUGUGCUGGGAGAGGAGCCUUCUCCCACAGGACUGCAGCCUUUCUACAUGCAAGGGGAAACGAAGUUCCAAGGACAGAAUUGAACCUGCGAGACUCAUGGCCUCCCAGUUCUUCCUUCCCUCCUCACGCCACCUGUCUCAACUGGGGAAGGACAGUUUCCUUGUGGAGUUCAGCAAACUCCUCUUCCUGCAGCCCACAGCCAGGCUCUACUAUCAGAUCAACCAUCAACCUAUGCAACACUUCCAGGAACUGCUGAGUUUUGAAGAGCCCGUGACAGUAUGCAGCAUGGCCGUCCAGCACUGAGAAUAAGCACAGAUGCUGCUGGAAAGCUAACUGACUUUUAUUCCUCCCCUCCUUCCAGUGGAGACUGUCUUUGUUGGGGCCUUUGGUUUGGUUGGUUUUCAUAAGCCUCAGACUUCCAGGGAAAUGAAGCUCAUGAGAAAUCGGUGCCCACCCUGAAGCCUCUCCAAUCCUUCGAACUUUGGGAGUGGAUGUAUCGCCUGCUGUGGUUAUAAUGUAGUGGACUUCAUAGAGCAAAGUAACUUCACACACAGACAUGAGGUUCUUUCACUCUCCAUCAAUGCAAGCUGCUUCUGCAAUCUUAGCUACUGACAUUAGUGAAAGAAAAAAGCCUAGCUAGAAUGUGUUGAGAUGACUUAGUAUUUUAUAUCAGUCCUGCCAUCCAAAUAUCCAUUAGCAGCGCUGUCAGCUGGCAUGCCAUGAAUUCAGACUUUGGGUGGUAGCCCACGAACCUGUCAGGGUGAAAAGGUCUGGAAGACCACUCCUAAGUCUGUGCACAUCUCCAGAGCACACACAGAGAGGGUGUCAGUUGAAAGCAGGCAUCCCUCUGGCUCAGCACAAGAAGUGGUUGGCUGUUGUUUGGGUGUACCUCCAAGGGUAAGUCUGGAUGUGUUGGUGGCUUUGGUCUGAUGUGUCCCCUUCGUUCCUGUAGCAAGUGGGUUGCAGCGUGGCAGGGCAUUGCUCAGUGAUCUGUGAGAGGAAACUCCUGACAUGGUUUUUGCAGGAAGAUGGUGCUAAGUGUCACAUUUGCUGCAGUGACUGGCAGGGAGCAGGGAUAAGAGCAUGGAACAAGCUGUGUUUGAGAUGAAGCUAAUCCCUUGCUGGCUGGCUGAGAAGAGAGAGCUGUUGGAUCUGCUCCCUGGCCAACGCUCUCCAUCUCUUCUCACCCUCCUCAAAUCCAAUGCAAAACUUAGCAUUCCUCCGAGCUCCCAAAUCACCCCUCUUCCAUCAGCUCCUUCUGAGCCAUGAGCUCACACCAUUCCAGUCCUCUCCUGGGAAAUGUCGGUGGACUCAUAGUGACCUCAAGCGUAUUGGUGGGGCAACCCACCAGUCUGGCUGCACUGCCUCCAAGCACUGCUCGCUGAGCACCACUUGCAUGCCCUUUGCUCACGGGGGCUGGCCGAGAGCAGCCGUCAGAGGCUUUGCAGAUGUGGGGAUUUCUGUGGGAGAUGUGAGGCAAGGCAGGGCGGGAGGCUGCUAUACUGCAGCAGCUGUGGUUUGGGUCAAGGAUGGAGAAGACCUGAGGCAGAGUGGACUUUCAGGGCAGGCCCUUCCUGCCUGAAGACACGUUGGAUGGAGGAGGCUUUUCCCAGCUGAGGUGCCCAGGCAGGGCCUCGCUGCAUCGUCAGAGCAACACUGCUGCCUCCGGGUCCAGCACUGACAGCCAGAGCACGUGUCACCAAACCGCAAUGGAUAAUGCAGCCACAAGGUGUAAAUGUCACUAAUGAAUAAAUUGCCUUGUGCCUGGGAGAGGCUAAUCCAUCAUGGCCAGGGAUGGGGAUCUGACAGGGCUGGCUAUUUCGGGCACAGCUUGCAGGGAGGAAGCGCUUCACAUCUCAGCUGUCCCCUCUGCCCAGGGAGGCUGAUGCGAAGCCUGGCUCAGUCCUGGCUGCUUCCAUCUGCCCAGACACACCAGCUCAGGCCUCAGCCCUCUCCACUGCCACCAGAAGAGGGACUGGGCUGUGUCCCCUCUGUCAGGAGACACAGCCGGCUCUACUACGCCAUUCCGUAGGCCACGCACAGCCCGCUUCUCCCUCCCCUGUGGCUAAAUACCACUCAGCUGGCUGUGCUUAUGGCCAGCAGGUAGGUGCCAGGCAGGGAUGGAGUUCAACACGGACAAAUCCAGCCCUGCCUGAAGCAAAGGGAUGCUGAGUGCAGUACCAAUCCCCGCUCAUCCUCCUGCUCUUCCACGCCCAGCUGGUGCCUGAAAACAACCUGCCAUCCCGUUGGCAACAUAUGCCAGCACGACACCUUGCAAACCGGUGCCUCCGUUGCUGUGAGCGGAAGCCAGGAGGCUCAGGAAGCCGCCACCAGCUCCUCGCCCUGCCUGCAUGAAGCGCGGCUUGCCAUCUGCCAUGACUGCCAGCCAACCCCCAGCACCUCCAUCAUUCCCCUGCCUCCUCCUCCCAUCCCCCCAUCAGUCUGGCGCAGACCCACACAUGCCCCAUGGACAGGGGGAUGCUCCCAGCCUGCAUGGGUGCCUGCAGCUGGUGCUGCUUGCGCCUGUAACCCAGCCUGAAGGUGACGGGUGACCCGCCGGCAAUGUCAGCAUCACACUUGGAGAAACUGCUGGUGCUAUCAGCUGUUGGGGCUUUAAUUGUUACCAAUUCAUCCACGGUUUGAAGCCUCGCACACUGGCGGUAAUAGGCUGCUGGUCUCUUGUGGUGUCCAAGCAGUUCACAGGAGGCACACAGCCCAGGAGCAUGCUUGGGAUGGUGGUUAGGUGGUGCUGGUAGUCUUGGCUGCGUGCAGCAAAAAGAGCAGAGAGAAUCCUGGAAAGCAAUUCAAUGUUUUUUUCAGGUGAUGCAUUUCUCACAAGCCUUUUUCUUUCCACCCCUGGUCCUCAGUGGCUGUGCUGGCCGGUGUGUGCCAUCCCAUCCCUGCCCUCCUGGCAUCAGCCUUCAUUGCACAGCUGGCUGUCCAGCAUGGCCCUGUACCUGGAGCUCCCCGCAGGCUUUCCCAGGACCUGACACUCCCAUUAAGCCCCCAGCCCACCCGCACUGCUGGAGCCGCUCCUUCAGCCUCAAGCUGACCUGGGUCUUUCCUGCUGUUUCUGAGCACGAGUUCUCAUCUCAUUCAGGUGUGUCAUUCAGUGGAAGUAUUUUGUAAAUGCAAAUGAAACAAAUCUAUUCAAUACCUCGGUUUCGAGGAUGGCAAACAAGUCAUUGGAGGAGCCCAGGUGGGAAGGUUUGGCAGCAGCUGCCCCUGGCUGUAUUUUCUUGCAGAAGGAGCCUCUGAAGCAUUCACGAACGGGUCAGAAAGCACUACAAUGCUCUGCAGGGGCUCUGGGGUGACCCACAGGGCCCCUCUGUGUGGCUGCUGGUACCGGGGGCAGCCUCGCACUCAAUCCUAUCUGAUCUGUAUGGCCACGGAUGGCAUCAAGAGGGUGGCCUGUGUCUGUCAGGCAGAGCAAGGCACAAGCGGGUACGUGGUGAACAAAUCAUUUUGUGAGCACUGGAACAGUUUUUACUUUUCAACUAUGUCAAUAUGAUCUAGCUCUGUCCGUCUCUCUAUAUAUGUACAAACAGUAUAUCACAAUGUUGCCUUUUUUGUUGGAAAUAUCAAAGUACAAAGAUUGUAAACCAAAUCGGUGUAAUAAAGGUUUCAGAUGACUCAUGGAA